This is a messenger RNA of Parnassius apollo (apollo), 1008 nucleotides long. Lineage: Eukaryota; Metazoa; Arthropoda; Insecta; Lepidoptera; Papilionidae. The record is from the annotation of a GenBank genome assembly.
AUGCCAACAACGAACAUACUGGGUCCGGCCAAGCCACGUAGAAGAAAAAAUACUGAUUACACACAGACUAAGCAAAUACGAAAUACUGAGAGCCACACGGCCACUCGUCAGAUUCCCGUCAUUAUACAGGCAGAGCUACAACGCAACAUGCAGGCUCAUCAUGUAGCUCGUGAAAACCCUAUCUUCCGGGAUACAGAGGAGCAGCAAGACACGCAGGCUCACCGUGCAGCUCGAGAAAACUCUAUCUUCCGGGAUACAGAGCAGCAGCGAAAUACGCAGGGUCACCGCAUAGCACGGGAAAACCCAGUCUUCCGUGAUAUAGAGCAACGGUGUGAUACCCAGGCUCACCAAAUAGCUCGCGAAGAUUCACAUUAUUCACAAAUUGAACGAGCUAGAGACACCAGAGCUCGACAAUCGGCGCGUUGUAAUUCUAUUAAUGAUUGGGAUAAUGUUAAACGAAAAUAUUUUGAUAACACCAAGGAAGGAUACAAUCAUCCUUGUUCAUGUUGUGGUAGAUUAUGGCACAAAAAUCCUGAGAGCAAUGUUGAUGAGAUCCCUGAUGUAAAUCCUGGUGGCACAGAAACUCUGUUAGAUGAAAACCAAGACCUAACAAUAGUUAUGGCUCCAGGAGAAGGUGAAAGGCCAAUUUCCUUGCUUUUUGAUCGACAUCUGGAAGAGCUGGCCUUCAUAAAAGUACAUUGCGCUAUUGAGCGUAAAUACCUCGUGAACUUAAGUCAUUCUGAAGUCACACGUUCAGAAAUUUCCAGAAAUGACGGGCGAGCUGUAAGACCUGAUUACCUAUUUACUGCCCUGAAAAAGCAACAAACUAUUGCCGUCAAAAAUAAUGUUACGACCUGUUUACGCAAGAAAACUGCCAGAGGUGCCCCUGUAUUUGCAUGUAAUGUGCUUCAAAAUAAUUUUGUUGACAAUUUAGUUCAACAUGACGAUGGGUAUCGUGUUCUUGGAGGAAUUAGAAAUUCUCCUGCUCACUGGGAAAGUGAAAAUUAA